This is a messenger RNA of Knipowitschia caucasica, 1374 nucleotides long. Lineage: Eukaryota; Metazoa; Chordata; Actinopteri; Gobiiformes; Gobiidae. The record is from the annotation of a GenBank genome assembly.
AUGUUCAGAAUUCUUGAGGUGGAGUCGGAGAAGCUGGCCCGCCUGUUGUUUAACGUCCUGUUCGAGACAUGCUCCCUGUGGGUGAAGGAGCUGCCGUUCCAGCGCCGCCCUCAGCCGUACUACGAGACGUCCAUCCACGCCAUCAAGAACAUGCGGCGCAAGAUGGAGGACAAGCACAUCAUCAUCCCAGACUUCAACUCUCUGUUCAACAUACAGCACCUGCGCUGCGGCACCACUGGUGUGGUGACGUUCCUGCGCGGCAACACGCUGCAUGUGGCGUGGCUCGGAGACUCCCAGGUCAUCCUGGUCCGGAGGGGGCAAGUGGUGGAGCUCAUGAAGCCUCACAAACCGGACCGAGAGGAUGAGAAGAAGAGGAUCGAGGCUCUGGGAGGAUGUGUGAUCUGGUUUGGGACAUGGAGAGUGAACGGGAGUCUGUCUGUGUCCAGAGCCAUAGGGGACUCUGAACACAAGCCGUACAUCUGUGGCGACGCAGACCGCAGCCUGUUCCCACUGGACGGUACAGAGGACUACCUGAUCCUGGCCUGUGAUGGAUUCUGGGACACGGUAGGCCCUGAGGAGGCGGUGCGCGUGGUCAGCGACCACCUGAACGAGAACACGGGCGACACCACCAUGGUCGCACACAAACUGGUGGCCUCAGCGCGAGACGCCGGCUCCAGCGACAACAUCACUGUCAUGGUGGUGUUUCUGAGGGACCCUCGUUGCCAAGGCAGCCUGGACGAGGAGGAGGAGCCUAUGGAGCGGGCGGAGCCAGCAGAGGAGGGAGGGGCAGGGGAGGAGGAAGAGGAGGGGGAGGAUGAGGAAGAGGAGGGCAGCAGAGUGGAGCGUAGUGGGGAGGGGGGCUCAAACGCAGACCAGGGAUUGAAGUCUCGAGGUUGGCCCCUGCAGCAGUGUUCGGCCCCUGCGGACCUGGCCUAUGAAGACCGCACAGACUCUUUGACUGACAGGACCACCCUAAGCCUGGGGCCCCCCCUCCUGAGCCUGGGCCCCCCCAACCUGAGCAUGGGGCCCCCCUUCCAGAGCCCCAUCGCCCUGCCCAGGAUCUCAGGCAGAGACGGCCCCCAGCGGCGGAGGUCCCUGCUCUGGUCUCAGGAGCUGGGUUCCACGGCCCCCCUGGGCUCCACGGCCCCUCUGUCCUCUGUGUCUUGUCUGUUUCCUCACGCAGCAGCUCAGAUGUGCCCGAGGCGGGGCCCUCGCUCGGCCUUCAGGCCGGGGCACGAGCGGCGCCGCCUGCGUAGGGCCCUGGGGUCUACCCCCCACAACCCCCAGGCCCCAGGCCCCCUCUUCCCCCUGUAUCCCCCUGCAGAGGUGUGCAGACACAGGCCUGGAGACGCCCGCCUGCAGCUGCCUCAGUGA